UCUCUUCCUAUUUGUGGUGUUUAUGUCAACGUGUUCAUUGCUAUGCCUCAUGCUUCAAGUACUGUUACUGUAAUGAAAUAAGAAGAGAACGUAAACAGAACCCUAUAAAUUCGGCCGUUCACUAAAACUCAGCGCCUUUUUUGUUGGUCUGCGGAUCGAGGUUUCCCUUCUUUGCCUUAUCAAGAACUGACAGUGUGCAUAAUCUCAACAUGGAAAAGGAAAAACAAAUCCGAAAGUUACAACAAGAUAAUUCCACUCUUCAUGAAUCAGAGAAACAUUUGAUGAGAAAAACUGACAGUGUGCAUAAUCUCAACAUGGAAAAGGAAAAACAAAUCCGAAAGUUACAACAAGAUAAUUCCACUCUUCAUGAAUCAGAGAAACAUUUGAUGAGAAAAAUAGAAACACUACAAGCAAAUUUCAACACUGUUAAAGAAGAGAAGACUCUUAUAAACAAUGCCUUGUUCAAAAAAGAAAAGGAAAUUUCAGUACUAAACCACGAACUUAGAAGCUUACAAAACAAGGAUGAUAUUAGAAAAGAAACAGAGAAGCAGAAGCAAGCUGUCAGUUUAGAACAAAAAUCUGUUCAAAUCGAGCUUGAUCAAGUCAAGGCAAGAUUGACUGAACAAAACAAGGAGAUGAAAGCAGUGAAAGACAAUGAACUCAGAAUACAGUCUGCCAUGAAUAAUCUUGAAACAGAAAACAUGUCCCUGCAAUCUGAACUCCAAAAACUUAGAACAAGUCUAGAAGAGUUGCAGAAGAAGUCGGACCAUAUGAAAAGAGAAAAAACAGAUAAAGAGAAACGUUACCGUAAUGUAGAAAAGAAAAGCAGAGAGUAUGAGGAGGAGGUGAAAGAACUAAGGAGGCAGCUCAAGAGCUUUCAAGAAACAACAUAUGACAACAGAAAAGAGUCAGAAAAAGAGGCACAUGUUCUCCUUAGAGAAAACAAAGCUCUUCAAGGCGAGCUUGAACAAAUUAAAUCAAGACGUCGUUCGGAUGCUGAAGAAAUGAAAUCCAUGGUGAACGAAAAUGAAGAUAACAAACAACUCCACCUGAGAGCAGUGAAAGAAGUGAAAGACAAAGAACGAGAAAUUACUGAUCUACGGAGACAGCUUAGAGGAUGUCAUUUGGAUGCUGAAGAAAUGAAAUCCAUGAUGAACAAAAAUGAAGAUAACAAACAGCUCCACCUGAGAGCAGUGAAAGAAGUGAAAGACAAAGAACGAGAAAUUACUGAUCUACGGAGACAGCUUAGAGGAUGUCAUUUGGAUGCUGAAGAAAUGAAAUCCAUGAUGAACAAAAAUGAAGAUAACAAACAGCUCCACCUGAGAGCUAUGAAAGACAAAGAACGAGAAAUUACUGAUCUACGGAGACAGCUUAGAGGAUGUCAUUUGGAUGCUGAAGAAAUGAAAUCCAUGAUGAACGAAAAUGAAGAUAACAAACAGCUCCACCUGAGAGCUAUGAAAGACAAAGAACGAGAAAUUACUGAUCUACGGAGACAGCUUAGAGGUCUCCAAGGAAUGGAGAAAAAAUUGGAUCUUCUGAAAAGAGAAAAGGCAGAUAAAGAAAAAGAUUACAGGAAUGUAGAAAAGAAAAACAGAGAGAAAGAGGAGGAGGUGACAGAACUAAGGAGAAAGCUCAAGAGUCUUCAAGCUUCUUCUGAACGUACUGCUCAGGAAAAUGAAAUAACACAACAGAUUUGUUUAAAAUUGAAAGAAGAGCAAAGGUCUAAGGAAACAGAAUUACAGAAAUUAAAAACAGAAAUUUCAAGUUUACAACACAGACUGAGUGAUCAGAGCUUGCAAACGAAGAAGGCGUUUAUACUUCAACAAGCAAGUCAAAAUUUUGAACUGGCGAAAAAAGAGAAGAUGGAUGUAGAACAAUAUUAUUGGCACAUAAAGAAGAACAAUAAGAAAAAGCAGCAAGAAAUAGAAGACCUCAGGCGAGACCAUAACAGAGAAAUUGAAGAUUAUAAAGCAAAAAUUGUCGCAUUAAAAGAAAGCAGGGAUCAGCUUUUGAACAGACUCAGCCGCAUUGCGGGUGCUAAAUUGAAAGACAACAACUCAAACACAACUGAUUAACAGACCAGUAAAAGUUGCUGAGCACUUUAGUGAACUUUAGCUCGAAGAAUGGACAAAUCCGUUAGAAAAUCUCACCGAAGCAAAAGCAGACGCUUCGUGAAAUAGUGGUAGUAUAACUUCGGUUCAAAUCCAGAGAUUAGGUAAACUUCAUUUAAAGUUUCACCUAUAAAUUGCACUUGAAACUCACUAUCUCAAUAAUUUCAACAGAGAUCUCUACAUCGACAUUAUUUUCAUAGGCAUCAAAGCACCUUGGAAACUUUUAUGCCUGUAGUAGGAACAGCCAUUAUAUGUGUAAAAAUUAUCACAAUUUCAUGUGCAAAAGUCACAACUAACACUAAAACAUAAUUUAUUUAUGACAUAUUUUGUCAUUACGUUAAAUUCUUAGAUUGAGAUUUUUUAAUUUUUCAUGGUGCAUCUAUUAUGGAAAUUAUAGAACGGUAGUUAAGCCAAUCUUGCAUAUGAAGCAGCGAAAUAUUGAAUUUAAGUACAACGUGGUCAAGUUGUAAUGACAUCUGAUUGAUUAUUAAGCACAACUCUCAACUUUCGUAUACAAAUUUGCACUUAUCAUAUAUGUAGAUAAAAAUAAACCAUGUGAAAUGUG
This is a messenger RNA of Ostrea edulis (European flat oyster), 2676 nucleotides long. Its product is annotated as myosin-2 heavy chain, non muscle-like. The transcript is spliced from 19 exons. The record is from RefSeq and is a predicted model, not a curated record. The coding region runs from base 210 to 2075 and encodes 621 amino acids. Lineage: Eukaryota; Metazoa; Mollusca; Bivalvia; Ostreida; Ostreidae.